AUGAGUUGUGAUCAAGACGAACAUCUAUUUGAUCUCAACGACAACAACACGCUUCUCUUCCUCAGCACGCUACACGACUUUAAAAAGUAUGUUAUCAUAGCCAUUAGCUGAAUAAUGUUUACCGUAUUGUUCGUUUUUUAUUCUAAUUUAAAAAUAUUUAUUUUUUUUUGUAAAAUACGUCUUUUAAUAAACUUAAAUUUUUCUAAAAUUUCAAAUUUUUAAAACAAAAAUUGAAUUUUUUACUUUCAGUUACUACAGUUCAAUACACAAAUAUGUGGCCUUGUUGCUCUGCCUAGGAGGGUUGAUUAUCAACUGUAUUCACAUCAGUAUAUUAACAUUGCCUCGAAUGAGGAACUCUUCUGUUCAUACGACUUUAACUUGUAUUGCCUUGGCUGAUCUUGGCACUAUGACUAGUUAUUUGGUAAGUUACUUUAUCUUUUUUGAAUUUUUUAAAUUAUUUAAAAUUAUAAAAAAUAUUUUCUUUACGGUAUUUUUGGCUCGUUUUAUUUAGGUAUUUUUUUAUGUAAUUAUGAAUAUACUACAUUUAUUAUUAAUAGAUAUUAUACUUUAAAGUUUUAAUAUUUUAGGUAUAAAAUUAAUAUUUCCAGAUCUACAUAACCAGAUUCGAGUUCUUCGUAUCACUCCAAGGUUACGCCUAUGCCUGGGCAUUGUUCCUCCAAGUCCAUGCUGUGCUCUCGAUAGCCUUACAUGCCUUAUCCAUCUACUUGGUCACCUUAAUGGCCUUCCUACGGCUUAUGGCCAUGAGUGCAGGCCAGUCCAUGUGGAUGAAGCCUCGACUAGCUCUAACAGCGUCUUUCUUUGUCACUGUCAGUGUGUUCACGAUCUGUAUACCGACCUUCUUGGCUCAUGAAGUGAUGCCUAACGAAUUUGACAUGUAUAAUGUCGGGUUCUCGUCGAUGUUCAUGAAGAAUGGAUGUAACUUGUUGAAACUGAACCUAUGGUUAACUGGGAUCUUUCUGAAGGCCGUGCCGUGCUUCCUUCUGAUGUGCUUCACGAUGGCGUUGUUGCGACGCCUAAGGGCAAAUGACAAGAAACGUCAAUUGCUUUUCCACGGCGAAUCUCGACGAUCGAAUUCCGACCGAGUUACUUACAUGUUGUUGUUAAUGGUCUUUGUGUUUCUGGUUACGGAAUUGCCUCAGGGCAUGUUUGCCAUACUUAAUGGUACGAGUUUAAAACGAUUUUGACUCUAAUAUACUUAAGAGUAAUUAAAAUUCGGGAAAUUCAAAUUUGAAGGCAUUAUGCCAAUUUUAAAAACAUUUUUAAAAUUAAAUAUGAAUUUAUGCAUGACGUAUUUUACUUUUAAAAACCAAUUUUAAACUCUUACAUUUCAGCUAUGUUCACUUAUCAGUUUCAUCGCUACGUCUACGUGGCCGUGGCGGAUGUCCUGGACCUACUAUCACUUAUAAACUGCUACGUUUGUUUCUCAAUCUACACUGCAACCUCAUCAACCUACCGCCAAACCCUACUCAGUCUUUUACCGUGGCGAAAAUAA
Molecule: messenger RNA, 1513 nt
Organism: Bursaphelenchus okinawaensis
Lineage: Eukaryota; Metazoa; Nematoda; Chromadorea; Rhabditida; Aphelenchoididae
Source: the annotation of a GenBank genome assembly